AUGAUAAAUAUAAAUAAUGCAUUAGGAAGUUCAUCAACAAUUUCAUAUACAAAUGUACCAAUACUUAUUAGUGGAAAUAAUUCAAUAUUUCUUCAUUCAAUUUUUACAGAUUUAUUUUCAAAUUAUUCACAAGCAGGUGCACAAUAUUGUGGAAUUGUUAAUCAAAUGAACAUUGCAAAUGCAAUUAAUAUUCAAGCAACUGGUUAA
Adineta ricciae is the source of this 207-nucleotide messenger RNA. Lineage: Eukaryota; Metazoa; Rotifera; Eurotatoria; Adinetida; Adinetidae. The record is from the annotation of a GenBank genome assembly.